UCUAUUCAAUACUUCUUGGAGCAGAAUUAUACGGAAGGAGAGCUUUAUGCCACCACUUGGGGUGAUGCCUGGGGAUCCGGCUCGGUACUAGACAGCUACAGCACAAUGCAUACUUGCAGUAAUCUGCUAUUCCUUCGAAGGUUCAUCGAAGCUGUGAUACAAUACACCGGUGCCAAAAAAGUCGACGUCAUUGCUCACUCAGUCGGCGUCGUUCUAGCC
Molecule: messenger RNA, 219 nt
Organism: Ostertagia ostertagi
Lineage: Eukaryota; Metazoa; Nematoda; Chromadorea; Rhabditida; Trichostrongylidae
Source: the annotation of a GenBank genome assembly